AAUUAUGAAUAUGUAAUGUGUUUGUUUAUACAUUUUUGUCAUCUUUAUAUUAAAUAUUAUUUCUUCCUCUGUUCACAGGCAGAACAUCCUGUUUAUUGGAGCGUAAGAGAAUGGUGUGAAGGUUUCAGGAAGCUCCUGGAUUACUUGGGGUUGCAUAAAGUACACAUGUUUGGAGCAUCAUUGGGUGGAUUUUUGGCUCAGAAGUUCGCAGAAUCAACAGUAAACUGUCCAAGAGUUGCUUCACUUGUGCUGUGCAAUACAUUCACUGAUACAACAGUGUUCAGUUACAGUGACUCUGCAGCAGUGUUUUGGAUUCUGCCUUCACUAGUCCUGAAGAAAAUGGUAAUGGGAAAUUUUACUGCAUUUCGAGUUGACAGUAGAAUUGCAGAUUCAAUAGACUUCAUGGUAGAGAGACUUGAAAGUCUGAGCCAGAAAGAACUGGCCUCAAGACUAACAAUGAAUUGUGUUAGCUGCUAUGUUGAACCACAGAAGUUAAGUGGACUCUCUGUCACCAUUUUGGAUGUAUUUGAUGAUUAUGCACUGUCUAAUGCUGUCCGAGAAGAAAUGUAUAAAUGUUACCCAUCAGCCAAACUGGCACACCUGAAGUCUGGUGGCAAUUUUCCAUACCUAAGCCGAAGUGACGAAGUCAAUCUUCAUUUACAAAUUCACUUGCGAGCUUUUGAAGGAACAGGUCUGAGUGCUUCAGAAUCAGAGCAGCAGGAACGAAGUGUUCCUACACUGCAGCAAAAUACAUAACAUAUCUUCAUAUCAUAAUGUUAAUUUUCUACAAAACUUGUUUUAUGAACAUGUGUGCAGCAAUCAUAAAUAUACAUAUAUAUUUUUGUAAUUAAAGAAGAAAAGUGUGAUAUUUAUGAAGUAGUACUGCUCAAUAUUUUGUAUAUAUGUAUUUGAACAUUAUCUGUAUACUAUGAUAACAGUGAAUUUAGCUUAGAUACAGAUAUUGUAUUGCGCUUCCAUGAUUAACUGUACUGUUAAGUAUAAACAUUUUGAUACAGUAUUGUGAAAGUAAGUUUCAUAAAAGUGAUCUGCUUUGUAAAGGGACCAUCAUGUAAAUGAGUCAUUCCAAUGACACAAAUCAUCCUGAUUAAAUAAUUCUGAUCCUUGUGAAUUGCAGAAUUUCAAAUAUUAAAUCCAAUUAAAGUUUUUAGGCAGGUUAACCCAAUAUUGACUAAUCACUGAGCCUUUCUGGAGUUCAUUUUUAAGAUUAUGAUAGUAUGUCUUAGAAAAACAAGUGGAAUUUGACAGUGAGCCACCGAGACAUAACAGAAAGUUGCAUUAGUAAGUUUGUGAAUUAAGAAACACUAGUGAACAAUA
Cryptotermes secundus is the source of this 1335-nucleotide messenger RNA. Its product is annotated as maspardin. The record is from RefSeq and is a predicted model, not a curated record. The coding region runs from base 16 to 756 and encodes 246 amino acids. Lineage: Eukaryota; Metazoa; Arthropoda; Insecta; Blattodea; Kalotermitidae. The transcript has 5 exons.